AUGGCGCCAUCAUCAAUAACAAGCUUCCCGCCCGAUGUGGUGCCUCAAGCCCCAGAAGACCCUCUGUUUGGGCUGAUGAGGGCAUACAAGGCCGACCCGAGCCCCAACAAAGUCGAUUUGGGUAUCGGUGCCUAUCGAGACGACAACGGGAAGCCUUGGGUUUUGUCAGUGGUCCGGAAGGCCGACGAGAUUCUGCGCAAUGAUCCCGAAGCAAACCACGAGUAUCUUCCCAUUGCCGGUCUUGCGUCACUUACCGGCAAAGCUGCCGAGCUGUUGCUCGGGCCGUCGGCGCCCGCCAUCUCGGAGAAGCGGGUAGCUUCGGUGCAGACCAUUUCCGGGACCGGUGCCGUGCACUUGGGCGCCCUCUUUUUGGCCAAAUUCUACAAGAUCGAUGGCGUGCAUCGCACCGUCUAUCUCAGCAACCCGACCUGGGCAAACCACCACCAGAUCUUUACAAAUGUCGGCCUGCCGAUUGCCACGUACCCGUACUUCGACAAGGAGACCAAGGGGCUAGACUUUGAAGGGAUGAAGCGGGCCCUGGCCGAUGCUCCGGCCGGCAGCAUCAUCCUGUUACACGCUUGCGCCCACAACCCGACCGGCGUUGACCCCUCGCCCGAGCAGUGGCGUGAGAUUGCAGCGCUGAUGAAGGAGAAGAAGCACUUCCCCUUUUUCGACACUGCCUACCAGGGUUUCGCCUCGGGCGACUUGGACCGUGACGCUGGGUCCAUCCGCUUAUUCGUCGAGCAGGGCGUUGAGCUCGUGAUCGCACAGUCGUUCGCCAAGAACUUUGGCCUGUACGGCGAGCGCGCCGGCUGCUUCCACUUUGUAGCCGCGCCCUCAUCUGAUGCGGCCGAGAUCACCAGCCGUGUCGCCUCGCAGCUUGCCAUCCUGCAGCGGUCCGAAAUCAGCAACCCGCCCAUCUAUGGCGCGCGAAUCGCGUCGAUUGUCCUGAACGACCAGGCCCUCUUCGCCGAGUGGCAGGAGAACCUCCGGACCAUGUCAGGCCGCAUCAUUGCGAUGCGUCAGGCGCUGCGGUCUAAGCUCGAGGAGCUCGGUACGCCCGGCAAAUGGAACCACAUCACGGACCAGAUUGGCAUGUUCAGUUUCACGGGCUUGACCGAGGCUCAAGUUCUUAAGCUGCGGUCGGAUUUUCACAUCUACAUGACAAAGAAUGGCCGGAUCAGUAUGGCAGGUUUGAACACUAGGAAUGUCGAGUACGUCGCUAAGGCUAUAGAUAAGGUGGUGCGGGAGCUCCCGUAG
Canariomyces notabilis is the source of this 1260-nucleotide messenger RNA. RefSeq names its product PLP-dependent transferase. Gene Ontology annotation, cellular component: cytosol. The record is from RefSeq and is a predicted model, not a curated record. Gene Ontology annotation, molecular function: pyridoxal phosphate binding; L-aspartate:2-oxoglutarate transaminase activity. Gene Ontology annotation, biological process: L-aspartate biosynthetic process. Bases 1 to 1260 code for a protein of 419 amino acids. The transcript has 3 exons. Lineage: Eukaryota; Fungi; Ascomycota; Sordariomycetes; Sordariales; Chaetomiaceae.